This is a messenger RNA of Xenopus laevis (African clawed frog), 6419 nucleotides long. It is a transcript of the gene mllt10.L, whose product is annotated as MLLT10, histone lysine methyltransferase DOT1L cofactor L homeolog. The transcript is spliced from 20 exons. NCBI's taxonomy places the organism in Eukaryota, Metazoa, Chordata, Amphibia, Anura, Pipidae. Gene Ontology annotation, cellular component: nucleus. Gene Ontology annotation, biological process: regulation of transcription by RNA polymerase II; regulation of DNA-templated transcription. The record is from RefSeq and is a predicted model, not a curated record. The coding region runs from base 1261 to 4401 and encodes 1046 amino acids. Gene Ontology annotation, molecular function: histone binding; nucleosome binding.
CCAGCAAAUGAAAAUGUAUUCUGUAGGGCUAUGAAAGAGCCCAAAGUCUGAUGUCAUGUAUAUGAACAGGGCUGCCCUGCAUAAGGUAUAUUACAAAUGCCUUAUGUGUGUUAUAAAGUAUGGUUGUUUCAUCUUUUAAGUCAGUGGCGGAACUACCGGGGGAGCAGGGGGUGCGAGCGGGCCAGGGCCCGCAGCCCCUCAGGGCCCCCGCUACUGUUAAGUUAACGUUUUUAAAAAUGAUUUGCCUUCCUGUGCUCCCACUUUCCAAAUUCAAAUUAGGGUCGCUGACCCCGGCAGCCAAACAACUGAAUGCUUUGUCCAGCUGCAACAUUUGUCACUUGUCUUGAUAUUCUGUCUUUUACCUAUCCAUUUCCCAAUCUCUCAUUGAUACCACUUCCUGGUUGUUAGGCUAAAUCAGACCCUAGCAACCAGACCACUGCUAAAGUUCCAAGCCAGGAGCUGCUUAACAAAAAGCUAAAACCAUUGACAACCACAAAAAUGAAGACCAACUGCCAGUUUCUGUCAGACGAUCAAUGCCUACGUGACGACACGAUAAAAGAUCAUUUAAAGGCGAACGAGCCAUUUUUGUUUAAGGCAACAUUGGCCUCGUCUGAAAGGUUCCCUCUGUGUACCAAGGUCACGUAAUACGUAGCAUGAACGUGUCUUUACUUUGUAAUGAAUACACACAUCUAACAACAAGCGGCCCUGUGACGUUUCCUAUAUACAACUAGCUGCCUGUUCUACGUCACCCACCAUCAACAUCCCCUCAAUGAGUCACAGUUGCAGCUAAAGACACCCAACAGCAGCUGCGACGCUUCUCUAGAACCGCGGGAACGCGAGCAGCCCCCAUUCUGUCUGCAUGUGGAAUCAAUGGGAGGGGAAACACACAAACAAACUAGGCCACACGUGACCCGCUCUGUCACUCACCCUGCCACUUAGCCUCAAGCGCCCCGCCCCCAUCCUUCCACCGCGCUGGUUGGCAGUGAGUUCAGCGUAUCCGCCUAUAGGGGCGCUGUUGGAGCAAUUGACACGGGUGUCAUCACAGCGCAUGCGUGUUUGCUCCCUUUCCUCGUUGUGAUCCUGCCUGUCCGGGCAGCCCCGGCGACAUGAGGCGGAUACAGCGUCAGUAAUGCUGGAGGCGAUCUCCGGCCGGCCUUGGGCGCCGAGCCCCCCAAACUUGGUCUCUUGGAGGAUUGUAAAGGAGUAAUCGGUGCAUGUCUUUCUUUUCUUUCCCGUUUCCUUUGGCCGGGCCCCCCGUAGAUGGUGUCUGGAGAGCCGGUGGUCGUGGCAGCGGAGGAAGAGCUCCCCACUAGUAUGAAGGAGAUGAUCGGAGGCUGCUGUGUGUGCUCUGACGAAAGAGGCUGGGCCGAAAACCCACUGGUUUACUGCGACGGGCAUGGCUGCAAUGUGGCGGUGCAUCAAGCUUGCUAUGGCAUAGUUCAAGUGCCAACCGGACCUUGGUUUUGUAGGAAAUGCGAAUCUCAGGAAAGAGCUGCCAGAGUGAGAUGUGAAUUGUGUCCUCAUAAGGAUGGAGCUUUAAAAAGAACAGACAAUGGGGGUUGGGCUCACGUGGUAUGUGCACUAUAUAUACCCGAGGUUCAGUUUGCUAAUGUUUCUACAAUGGAGCCGAUUGUGUUACAGUCUGUGCCCCAUGAGAGAUACAACAAGACUUGCUAUAUUUGUGAUGAGCAAGGAAGAGAGAGCAAAGCUGCUACUGGUGCUUGUAUGACCUGCAAUAAACACGGAUGUCGACAAGCCUUCCAUGUUACUUGUGCGCAGCUUGCUGGACUUCUUUGUGAAGAAGAAGGGAAUGGCGCAGAUAAUGUUCAGUACUGUGGUUAUUGUAAAUAUCACUACAGCAAACUGAGAAAAUGCAAACUGGGAUUUAGUAGAUCUUUUGACCAAAAUUUAAGUGACUCUUCCUCUCACUCUCAGGAUAAAUCAUAUGAGAAGGAGAAAAACAAGCAUAAAGAGAAAGAAAAGCACAGGCAUAAAUCCAGAAAGCAAAUGGAGCCACUGCCAGCAUUAGUCCCCUCACUGACUGUGACUACUGAAAAGACUUAUACCUGCAGCAGCAGCAGCAACAACAACAACUCUGUGACAAGCUCAGUGAAGCGCAUAGAAGAUACUACUGCACGGUUUACCAAUGCAAAUUUUCAAGAGGUUUCUGCACAUCCUACUAGCGUAAAGGAAGCACUUGAAGCCCGGAUUUCUGACAUGAGAGGAAAGAAAGCUCCAAGUCACAGCACCUUACAAAGGGGAAGAAAAUCUAGCAGUGGAAGGAAUUGUGCUGUCUCUGCAACAGCAACAAGUCCCUUCCAGCAAGCCCAUUUUUCAGGAACACCAAGCAGUGUUAAGUCAUCCUCUGGAAGUUCAGUCCAGUCACCGCAGGAAUUUCUUAGCUUCACAGAAUUUGACGUUCGAAGUGACAGCUAUCAUCACUCUCAGCAACCAGCGUCCACCAAAGAUGCACCUAAAGGAGAGCCUGGAUUGCAGGAAGGGACAAUAAACAGUUUUAGCUCCUUAAUUCUUCCUACAAAUCCAGCUCUGUCUUUCCAAACAAAAAACUAUGAAAGUGUUUCUGGGGAUUAUGUGAAUAGCAGCCUUACUGUAGCAGGAUACAAGCGCUUGCAGUCCUCUGUUCUAGAUGAAGAUACAGUAAAAGAGAAGAAGCGUAAAGGAAGUAAGCAGAGCAAGCACGGCCCUGGUAGACCAAAAGGGAGCAAAAACCAAGAAACUCUGUCCCAUUUAUCUGCAUCUUCCGCUUCUCCAACAUCAUCUGUGGCAUCUGCAGCCGGGAGCAUAGCAAGCUCUGGUAUUCAAAGGUCUCCCACUUUGCUCAGGAAUGGAAGCUUACAGAGUUUGAGCGUUGGGUCAUCCCCGGGCGGUUCAGCAGGUUUAUGCAACUGCAAUGAUGUCCCCACGUCCUUUCCCAGUGCUUUGUCUGGUUCCAGCACUCCAGUCUCCAUUUCCCACGUACUACAACCAGCAGCAGCAGCUCAUUUGCAGCAAGGAGUCACCUCUUCCCCUUCAUCAUCAGUCACUGUUUCAGCAAGCACCACAGCAACUCAGGUAUCCUCACUCCCUGGAUCCACACUUGCUGCCUCUUCAUCUCAAACAUAUGGCAGCAGGCUCAAUCUAAUAUCUGCUGCAGGAACUCUUCCAGGGCCGAGUGAUAAUGCUCAGCCAGAUCAAGAUGCUGUAGACAAUAACCUCAACCUUCCAGCAAAAGGAGCCUCCCCCAAAGGAAGUCUUUCUCCAUGGUCUCCUCUGAACAGUCUCGCCACCUCUCGCUUUGAGCCGUCAGGAAACAGUAGUCUGGAGAAUGUGCCCCCAGUUGCCACCAGUAUAGAGCAGCUCCUGGAGAGGCAGUGGAGUGAGGGGCAGCAGUUUCUGCAAGAGCAAGGAACCAAUAGUGACAUUUUAGGCAUGCUGAAAUCACUGCACCAACUGCAGGUGGAAAACAGGCGACUGGAGGAACAGAUAAAGAACCUGACAGCCAAAAAAGAGCGCCUUCAGCUCUUAAAUGCGCAGCUUUCUGUCCCCUUCCCAACAAUCUCAUCGAACCCCAACACAUCCCCUCAAGUGCACAUGUACCCCUUACAGAAUGUAUCUAACAGUGAUUCCUUAAACAUCAGUAAAAGCCCUCACUUCGGAAACUUCCACAUGGACAACACCCUUCCAGUUCCAAACCAGGAACUCACAUCAAGCAGACAAAGCACCAGCAGUUCUUCAUCUCUUUCUACACCACCCCCAGACAGGCAGAGUCCAGCACAGCAAGUGCAGGGUGUUCAUAGAAUAAAUGGCGUGGCAAUGGGAGCGCUAGCAAGUGGCAUUCAGACAGUCACACAAGCUCUUCCUAAUGUUGCGAGUGUGGGCGCAAUUAUUGGAGCCUUGCCAGCUAACCAGCUGUCUAUUAACUUUGGAGCUCUGAAUGGGGUGAUGCAGAACCCAGCGAACUUGCCUCAGACUACUGCUCUGACACAUGGAUCCAUAUUGCCUAAUGUGACGCACCCCAUAACGUCCUCAUUAACAAACAGUGCCUCCGGACUAGGGCUGCUGUCAGACCAACAAAGACAGUUGCUCCUCCAUCAGCAACAACAACAGUUUCAGCAUAUUCUGAAUUCUCAGCAGCUUACGCCUGAACAGCACCAUACUUUCUUAUAUCAGCUAAUGCAACAGCAUCACCAACAUCAACAGCACCACCAGCCAGACCUGCAGCAACUUCAGAUUCCUGGAGCAGCCCAGUUGCCCUUGAGUAGCCUGCUGGCAGGAGCACAAGCUGCCCCUCUUCAUUCCACCACUACCAACCCAUUCCUUGCAUUGCAUGGAGACACCACAGCUCAGAAAGUGUCUAGACUCGGAGAUAAAACCGGGCCGGUUAUGCAAGACAAAAGUUGAUUUCUAAGUGACGGAGAUGCACAUUAUCCUGCCAUUCGUCCCGCUGCAGACGGACGUCUUUCUUUUUGUAGCUAUGAAACAAUGCGACUGGAGAUAAGACUGCACAGAAUAUUCAUAUGUCCAUCGCUUGUAGCAAGACAUACAGGCAAUACACUGCCUCGUGCUGCAGGCCCAGACUAACCUGCAGGGAUGUACAGGGGCAGCCUUUCUCCUAAGGCAGAGGAUCCCCAACCUUUGUUACCUGUGAGACCAAUUUAAAUGUAAAAAGAGACGGGGAGCAACACAAGCAUGAAACAAAAUGAAGGCUCAUUUGUAGCCCCUAUGUGGACUGGUAGCCUACAGGAGGCUCUGUUUGGGACUACACCUGGUUUUUAUGCACCAAAACUUGCCUCCAAGACUGGAAUUCAAAAAUAAGCCCCUGCUUGGAGCCCACUGGGAGUAACAUCCAAGGGGUUGGUGAAAAACGUGUUGCUCAUGAGCCGCUGGUUGGGGGAUCACUGUCCUAAGGCUUCUGAAUGUUUAUUGAUUCUAGUGUCCUUCUAGUUUUGAUGCACUGAAAUAUGACUGUUAAGCAAGAGUCCAAAUACAAUGCUGUCGUCGCCGGCAGAUGGAAAUCAAACGUUGGACUUGAUGCUACUAAAGGAAACAGCCCAAUUGUCCGACUCCUUAGCUCAGCAGGUAUCAGGCAUUUGACCUAACGCUUGCUAUCAUUGUGCUGCAACGCUCGGUUCAGUUACCCACAAGUGCUUUUGUGCAUCCGCGUCUCUCCAGGGAUCACUGGAAGUUAUUGAUGCAAAAGCAAGACGUUCCCUUUGGAUGUGUCUAUCCCAGCAGUUCCUUUUCUACAGACAUUUUCUGAAUGCAGAGAGUUCGCAAUAAGAGCCGCCAUUUUCUCCGGAACUGCUUUCCUACGUUUGUAAGUGCCUGUUGCAAAGCUCAAAGAGCAAACCUGUGCACACCUAUAGUGGGGUUCUGUUUAUAAGCAGCAGUAAGUAUUCACGUUGCACUAGUAGCUGUCUUCAAUGCCACUACUACGCCCUGUGGUACGUAUUUAUUUUUCAGCAGCGAUGAGUUAUGCAACCUCAAAGCCCUGACACUUUUUUUGUGAUCUCUUCUAGUUUUUUUUUAAUGCGCUAGUGAAUUCCUAGAACAAAGACAUAAGUACCUUUUAAAUCAGGAGUGCCCAUACUUUACUAAUGCCGGGUCUACUUUUAUUGAUGUCCCAUUAGGAUCUACAUCCAUAAUAUCAGUAUUCUGUUCCUUGGAAAAUUACUACUUCAAAUUAUUAAAUUCAAAUGAUUAUUUCAGUACUGAUUAAUGGGAAAUUGUAGAUUAUUAUAUUUAACAAACAUCUAUUUCUUAUGGGACCUUAACAUAAUAAAUAACUGAAUGAAAAGCAUGAAACAGGAGGGGGAUUUAGACAAGUCUUGAGAUCUACUAAUCACCAACUAAAGGUCUACUGGUAGAUCCCAAUCUAACUGUUUUAAAUCAUCCACUAAUAUUAAGGGGCAUAUUUAUUAAGGUCGAAGUGAAAAUUAGAAUUUUCGAUUUUUUUUUUUUUUUUAUUGGUCAAAAUUCUCAUUCGAUUUGUGAAUUAGCCAAACUCGAUUCGAAAUUCGCCACCUUAAACCUGCCGACUUGCUGUAUAAAUCAAUGGGAGAGUUUAGGGAUCAAUUUGGUGAUAUGAAAGAAAUUGGUGCACAACGCCUAUAAUUAUACCAUUAUUAAUCAGAAAAAAAUUAUCAAAAAAUAAUGAAUGAGGGGAGAAAAAUACUCACAGUUCACCCCAGUCCAAAACCGCAAGAAGUUGUGAGUUUUCUCCAAAAGUAAAGACAAAAGUUAAGAUAAAAAACUCAACUAAUUUGUCCCAAUAAAUGGUUUGAAUUUUUUAUCUUAACUUUAUUCUUGACUUUUGGAGAAAACUCGCAACUUUUUGCUGUUAUCAAUUUGCGGAUGUUUGCAGCCUUGCUGACAUUCAAGGUUUUUUUUUAAUCCGAUUCAAGUUUUUCUAAUUCAAA